Trichogramma pretiosum is the source of this 2547-nucleotide messenger RNA. Its product is annotated as 4-hydroxybutyrate coenzyme A transferase. Gene Ontology annotation, cellular component: mitochondrion. Gene Ontology annotation, biological process: acetate metabolic process. NCBI's taxonomy places the organism in Eukaryota, Metazoa, Arthropoda, Insecta, Hymenoptera, Trichogrammatidae. Gene Ontology annotation, molecular function: acetate CoA-transferase activity. The transcript has 5 exons. The coding region runs from base 418 to 1866 and encodes 482 amino acids. The record is from RefSeq and is a predicted model, not a curated record.
UCGAGCCUUUUUCAUCAAUAAUAUUAUUAAAGAUACUAAAAAAGGAAAAAAAAGUAAAGGGAGGGAAAAAUCGCGGGGGCGUCCAAAGUAGCUUCUCGACGUCUCGCGUACACCAUAAACUUAUUGGAACACAUAAGUUGUUUUUUGCGUGAAUCGAACGUCGUGUGUAUGCGUGAGUGUGUGUGACAGUGGUUUGAGCUACUACGCUACGUUUCAGCUACUGCCUGCUGCUACUGGCCUACAUAUUUUUUAAUCGAAAAGAAAGAAAAUAUAGAUUAUAUUAUUAUCGCCCAGACCUUCGCUGACCGAGGGUUUUUUUUUUGUCUCGAGAAGCCGAUUUAUAAUUCUCCGAGUCUUUAGCUCGUGAAACUACAAGUGGAGUUAUAAUCCCGUUUUGCGAAUCAGCUUCUCGUCGUCAUGUCUUCGAUCCAGAAACUGCAGACCCUGUCGAGGGCCCUGAGCGCCCUCAAGCCCUACCGGGCCGCGGCGGCCGGCAGCAAAUCCUACUACACGUACGUGAACGAGCCCGCCAUGCCGAUCCCGAACAAGGAGCCGACCUACGUCAAGUCGGCCGAGGAGGCGAUCGAGAAAGCCGGUCUAGCUUCCAAUCAACUGGUGUUCGCUCAGGGCGCCGCAGCCACUCCCGUCGAGCUUCUGCGCGGCAUGACCGAGCUCGGCCAGCAGAAGCACGUCUCCAACGUCCGGCUGUUUCACAUGCAUCUCGAGGGCCAGGCACCGUUCGCCGACAAGAGCGUCGAGAAGAACUUCAGAUCGAUCAGUCUGUUCAUCGGCGGCAACGUGCGCAAGGCCGUGAACGAGGGUAGGGCCGACGCCAUCCCCAUCUUCCUGCACGAGAUCCCCAAGCUGUUCAACGAGGGCCACAUCAAGCCCGACAUCGCCCUGAUCCACGUGACGCCACCGGACUCCAAGGGCUACUGCUCGCUCGGCACCUCGGUCGACUCGGUGCGCUCCGCGAUCCAACACUCCAAGGUCAUCGUGGCCCAGGUCAACAAGCACAUGCCGCGCACCUUCGGCGACGCUCUCGUGCACAAGAGCCACAUCGAUUUCGCCGUGAAUCACGACGGCCCCCUGCCCGCCCACGGCGGCAACGAGCCCAGCAAGGAGGAGAAACUCAUCGGCAAGUACAUCGCCGAGAAUCUGGUGGAGAACGGCGCGACUCUGCAGCUCGGCAUCGGUAGCAUACCCGACGCCGUCUUAGCUCUGCUGAAGCAGCACAAAGAUCUGGGGGUGCACAGCGAGAUGUUCAGCGACGGCGUGGUGGAUCUCGUGAAUCUCGGCUGCGUCACCAACAGCCAGAAGAAGAUGCACACGGGUAGAAUAGUCGGCUCGUUCUGCGUCGGCACCAACAAACUCUACGACUUCAUGGACAACAAUCCGUUCAUCGAGAUGCUGCGAGUGGACUACGUGAACGAUCCGAGGGUCGCUGCUAAGCAGCCCAAGAUGACGGCCAUUAAUUCCUGUAUCGAGGUCGAUCUUACCGGCCAGGUGUGCUCCGACAGCAUCGGCACGAGGAUGUUCUCCGGCUUUGGCGGACAGGUCGACUUCAUCUCGGGUGCGGCCAUGAGCGAGGACGGCCGAGGCAAGCCCAUCAUCGCCCUCAGAUCGACGACCAACAAGGGCGCCAGCAAAAUCGUGCCCACGCUAAACCUAGGUGCCGGUGUGGUGACGUCAAGAGCUCUGGUGCGCUACGUCGUCACGGAGUGGGGCAUCGCCAGCCUCUUCGGCAAGAAUCUGCAACAGCGAGCCUACGAGCUCAUCCAGGUGGCUCAUCCCGAUCACAGAGAGACCCUCGAGAAGGCGGCCUUCGAGCGCUUGAAAGUCAUGCCCGAGAAGAAGAACUAUUAAAUUCUUUUUUUUUUUUUUAGUGAAAACGAUAGAGAAAAUACAAAACGCAAAAAAAAACUUUCGAGGGGGGUUUAGCGAAAGACACCGUUGUUCGAGUUUAAAAAGAAAAAGCAUAGCAUUUCUGUCGCGUUUGCCAUAAAACAAAAAAACAAACAAACACACACUCAUAUCGAGGGGUGGGAAAGCGUGAGUUUUUUGCCUCUCUGUUUUAAAGAUAGUUUAAAAGACUCUCGUCGUAAAGUAAUUUAUAUAUAAAGGAAAAAAAAAACGAGCGGUAACAUUGACAGAUAUAUACUAUAAUAUUUAUUCAGAAAAGUUUUAUCGUCUAUCGCCUCGAUAAUAAUGAUACAAUUCAACAAACUCGUGCAGAAGUCGAGCACGAAUAGAUUAAACGUAUAGAAAUAUGGGUAUUUUGACGAGUUGAAUUCGCGCGUCGCCGACUACGACGACGAUGACGAUCGCAAUUACCAUUGCAUUAAUCGAAUAAUAAAAGAAUUUUAGAAGAAAAAAAAAUAAAUGAACAAAUACGAGUACGAAGCACCCCGAGACAUAAAUCGCACUAAUUACUGGAGAUACGACUUCGUGUACCUUAUAAAAAAAAAUUGCGAAAGCAGUAACAAGAGUACCUAAAUGCCAGAGUAUAAUUUUGUAAAAAAAAAAAACAAGAAAAAAAUAAUUAAA